Molecule: messenger RNA, 1234 nt
Organism: Funneliformis geosporum
Lineage: Eukaryota; Fungi; Glomeromycota; Glomeromycetes; Glomerales; Glomeraceae
Source: the annotation of a GenBank genome assembly
GUUCCGUUAUAUCCUUAUAAUAAUGGUUCUCAACCAACUAAAAUUCGUAUUGCUAAAUUAACCUUACAAACCGAGGGAGAUUAUUAUUUUAAUGGAAAAGGUUAUUUUCCUACUAUUCCCCAUGAAACGGCUCAUGCUGACCCAACCUAUGCUGAAAUUAUCCAAGAGUUUCAGCAAGAAAUCGAAAAACAAAAAAAAGACCAAGAGCAAGCCGAAGAGACUAAACAGCAAGCCCAAACCCGAAUAAAUGAAAUCUAUUCCGAAAUCAAAGCACUUAUUCAGUCCCAAAUUACAGCCUUGGAAAGCUCUUUUAUAAUUAUUACCCCUGAAAUACUAGCCACCGAGCAAGAAAAGCAAGUCCAACCCGAAGACUUACAACCCUAUUUAAAAGAAACUAAUUUUGAGAAGUUUAAAGAUGCUGGGGGAACUAAGACAGCUAUUCCCAAAGGAGAUGAUACUUAUAUGCCUUAUCUUUCUUCGGUCAGUUUACAAAGGGUAGAAGAUAUAAGUGGUUGGGAUAGUUUAUCCGAUACUACUUAUAUUAUUCUUCCCAAAGGUUAUAAUGACCAAAGAACUUGUGAAGAUAUUAAAACUACUAUCGAAAAAGAUAAAAUGGUUGGUAUAUUUACUGGUUUGCUUGAAAAAUGGGCUGGGAUUUCCUUAAAUGAGGUUACUAAAUCCUUAUUUCACGACCAAAACACCGAAGAAAGCAAAGCCUCCGAAGAGAGAGAAAGUGAACGGAAGACUAAAUAUGCUGGGGCUAAAAAAGCUGGAAAUUAUUUAGCUCAAAAAGGUUAUUAUAAAUUAGUUCCUCAUAUUUUAGAAGGAGACAAAGAUGGUUUUUUUGCUGGGAUAUUUAGCAAAGGAGUAUACUUAUAUGAAGAACACCCUCACGAAUACUAUACUAUUAAACUAGAAAGAGGAAAAUAUACUAAUACUCUGUUAGUAGGAGGUAAUCCCCAAGUGGAAAUUUAUAAGAGUUCUUAUGUCCGGAGGCAAGAUGGAACCGGAGGGAAUAUUUUUGAAACUUUAAUGGACCAAGCCAACCGUUAUCGAAAUCAUUCUUACGAGGAUAGUAGAAAUUCCGACCAUAAAAACACCCACGGAGUAAAAGGAGCUAACAAAAUUAUAGCCGAACAAAUUGCCGAAGGUAAUCGGUCGACCAUUAAAGUCAGAUUUAUUGGAGAGUUAGAAAUUAGGCAAGGACAGGACGACCCCAAUGAAAUAGGCAAAA